Molecule: messenger RNA, 643 nt
Organism: Dacryopinax primogenitus
Lineage: Eukaryota; Fungi; Basidiomycota; Dacrymycetes; Dacrymycetales; Dacrymycetaceae
Exons: 3
Coding region: 39-245 (68 amino acids)
Source: RefSeq, a predicted model, not a curated record
UUCUCCCCGGGCGUGCACGAUGUUGAGCCCCUCUCACCAUGCCUCUUCCUCGGCAGGGGCAGGCCCCUUUGACCAGCUGCAUUCUCAUCACCAUCAAGAUCUAUCCGCAUAGUGGGUUUGAAUUCGCUUUCUCGCUCCUUCAGUUAUCCGGUAUUCGGUCAUCAAUCACCUCGGACGAACGCUUUUACCGUUUUUUACAUCAAAAGCGGUCCGCCAUCCCGAAGUUCUUUCUGUAUUCUUUAUAAAACGCUCUCCGCUCUUCUACGGCGUGCUCCCCACGCGUAGUAACGCUUUUCCUGCCCUUGAUCUUAGCGCCCACGCGUCGUGCGCACCGGUGUGCCUGGAUAUAAAGCGGGGCUGUUCACUUGAACCGUCGUCCUUCACAUCUUACUGCCCUCUUUCCCUUCUCUUCACAUGCAUACCUCCCAACAAAACCGAUCUCGUCCUCACCUACCCGUUCCUCAUGGACCACCUGGGCAGGGUCAUCCGCCUGUCUAUUCGCUCAAUUCUUCUAAGGGGCAGGAACUCUACGCGUCUGCACCUCCUCCGGGUGCCGGUCACUCAUACUAUGCUGCAACCUCGUAUAAUUCCAAUGUACCAUAUUAUCAGCCUCCGAACCCACACUAUUCCCAAUACACUGGCC